CAGACACUUACACAGUAGAUGUGUACGUGUGUUGACUUUUUUAUUCUGGACUUUGAUCAGCACAAUGAUCGUAUUUCUAGUGGAAGCUUUGUGUACUUUAGUACACCUAUUGGCCCUCACUGUCCACGCCGAUGUACAGGUUCCUAUAAAUAGCAAUUGGAAUAGCGGUUUCCAAGGAGACGCUUGCUUUGAUAUCACCAGCGAGCUUCAUUCGUGGAAUAUAACCAUGACCUUUGACCUGCCGGUACUGAGCUUGGAAACAUGGACUGCGGAUGUGGUGGAAAUCAGGGAAGGCGGGAAAGUUUUCGUUCUUCAAAACAAAGAGUGGAACAAAGAGGAGCACGUGGGAGACAAACUGUGCUUAGGUUUUCAAGGUCACACGAAUGGUGACAUGGUGCCCAAGCUUACAGCGUCAAUUAGUGGUCUGCCCAAUGGUGGCAGCAACGACCCAACAACUACAUAUACUUCCAUUGAUGUCACAGUUCCGUUCUCUGACGUGUCCACCACCACGUUAUCUCCAGUCGUGAGGAACAGACUGGUCAUCGACGGGAACCAUUUCACUUACAACGGGAAAAGAAUCUUUCUGUCUGGCGGAAACCUCCCAUGGAUCAGUUACGCCCAUGAUUUCGGCGACGGGCAGUUCCAGUCCAUAAAGAAUCAAUUGGAAGAGCAAUUGAAGAAGCUGCAUGAGGCUGGAGGCAACUCUUUGAGAUUGUGGAUCCACGUGCAAGGGGAGACGAGUCCAGCAUUUGAUAGCAAUGGUAUGGUGACAGGAUUGGAUACAAAGGGAACAUUCCUCGAUGAUUUCAAGGAGUUACUCCGCCUGGCUUUACAGUACAACAUUUUCCUGUUCCCCACCUUAUGGAAUGCAGGAGUUGAUCAGGACCCUCACCACAGACUGGACGGCCUGCUUAGGGACAGUAGCAAACUUCAGUCUUACAUUGAUAAUGCCUUGACCCCGCUAGUCAAAUCAGUCAACGCUCAUCCAGCACUAGGUGGCUGGGACAUAAUGCAUGAACCGGAAGGGAUGCUAAAUCCGGAUGUGAACAACGAUGAGCCCUGUUUUAACACAACCUUCUUACUUAACAGUGGGGUUGGAUGGGCCGUGAAAAAAUACGACUAUGAACAAAUUUUAAGAUUUCUGAACUGGCAAGCUGCUGCUAUAAAAGCUGUAGACACAAACAAUAUUGUUAGUGUUGGCGUGUGGAAUCCAAAAUCAAACACUGACCAGUUCGGAAUGUUUGAUUUUUACUCAGACAGCUGUCUGGUCAAAGCUGGAGGCAAACCUUUGGGUGUAAUGGAUUUUUUUCAGUACCACUCAAAUUCCUGGCAUGGUGUGUUUGAUGACGUGUCACCAUUCAAACACUCGUCUUCAGACUACAAAGUGAACAAACCAAUUCUCAUCGGUGGAUUCUGGGAGACAGAUGGUGGCGGUAUGACCAUUACACAGAUGUUUGACUAUGUGUACAAACACGGCUAUGCUGGAGCCUGGAGUUGGGAUCUCCUGGGCGAGGGGGAUAGCCAGAGGGCAGCUAUAGCACAUAUCAAAGAUUACACUGACAAUGGCCAAAUACCUAUAGUCCUCCAAUGAAUUAGGGCUUAAUAAUGGCUGAAUGUUUUUCUGUCACAUAAAAGCGAUGUUAUUUAGAAGUAAUUGGCUUUACAAACAAACCUCCUCAUGCACUAUAAAUAAACUAACUCUUGUCUGUAUUUCUUACAAUAAAUGCAAUUUUAAAUGUG
Molecule: messenger RNA, 1740 nt
Organism: Biomphalaria glabrata
Lineage: Eukaryota; Metazoa; Mollusca; Gastropoda; Planorbidae
Product: mannan endo-1,4-beta-mannosidase-like
Exons: 12
Coding region: 65-1591 (508 amino acids)
Biological process (GO): carbohydrate metabolic process
Molecular function (GO): hydrolase activity, hydrolyzing O-glycosyl compounds; polysaccharide binding
Source: RefSeq, a predicted model, not a curated record